This is a messenger RNA of Phyllostomus discolor (pale spear-nosed bat), 3109 nucleotides long. It is a transcript of the gene RNF216, whose product is annotated as ring finger protein 216. The transcript has 17 exons. Gene Ontology annotation, molecular function: zinc ion binding. The record is from RefSeq and is a predicted model, not a curated record. NCBI's taxonomy places the organism in Eukaryota, Metazoa, Chordata, Mammalia, Chiroptera, Phyllostomidae. Bases 250 to 3045 code for a protein of 931 amino acids.
CGCAGGCGCGAGGUGACGCCGCGGCAGGGCCGGAAGGAGCGCAGCUGGGGCCUCGGCGGCGGCGGCGGCGGCGGCGGCGGCGGAGCUGUCGGCCGCGGCUUCUGGACACUAAAAGCCCCGGCGACGGAAGGCGACGGACGCCGCCAAGCCCCCCUGGCGAGCCGGAGAGUUGAGCGGCGAAGCUUUUGGGACGGACGGUCACCAUGUUUAGGUAUUAGCAAGCACACGCGUGUGCGCCCGCACUUGGAAAUGGCAGAGGGAAAUAACAGUGAAGAAGUGAUUCACUUGAACAACUUCCACUGCCACCAGGGGCAAGACUGGAUCAAUCUCAGAGAUGGACCCAUCACCAUAUCUGACGACUCUGAUGAGGACGGAGUUCCCAUGAUGAUCACCCCGGCUCCUCAGCAGCAGGACGAAGAGGACCUGGAUGAUGAUGUCAUCCUGACGGAAACAAGUAAACCUCAGACAUCACGACCCAAUCUCAUCAAACCAGCUGCCCAGUGGCAAGAUCUCAAAAGUUUGGGAGAAGAAAGGCCUAAAAAGUCUAGAGCAGCUUUUGAAUCAAAUAAGAACAACUAUUUUUCAGUGUGUAACAGCUCAUUGUUUGGUUCUGGGACACAGGGUGAUUCUGAGGAUGACUACGGAGAAUUUCUGAAUCUUGGGGCUCCCGGAGUUUCCGAAUUCAUGAAGCCUAGUGGCCAAAUGGAAAGGGAACCCAAGCCUGGACCAAGUCAUAACCAGGCCGCAAGCGAUGGUGUCAACCCCGGAUCGGGGCCAGAAGUCUUUAUCUGGAGGAAAGGCGGCCUCCUCAUCCCAGACAGCGACCCCUUGGACCCCCAGAACCAGUCGUCGGAGUCCUCGGAAGACUCGGAGUCGGACCUGCUGUCCAACCUCGGGGAGUCGGCGGCCGUCCUGGACGAGCAGGCCAUCGAAGAAGACUGCUGGCUGGACCACCCUUACCUGCAGCCCCUGAACCCGCAGCCCCGCGAGGUCGCAAACCAGGUGGUCCCUCAGGAGCGGCAGCUGGGCCCGGAACUGGGCCCACUGUUCUUUCAGCACGAGCCCCUCGGGCUGGCGUUCCCAAGGCCCGCUUUUCCCAGACCGGCGCCCCAGCAGGAUGGGAUCCCGGGCCCCUCUUCUCCGCAGCCUGCCCACCCCCUCGGAGAGCUGGAGGACCAACAGUUAGCCAUAGAUGGCGACGAGCCAGGCCCAGCCUUUCCGCUGCAGGGAUCUCAGGAGCCCAGUUUGGAAAACCUUUGGGGACAGGAAGCUUCCGAGGUCGACCAAGAAGCCGUUGCACUGUUAGUGAAAGAAACAGAAAUAAGAUUUCCAGAUGUAGCAACUGGGUAUAUUGAGGAAAUCAUUCAUUUGAAGAAUUACUAUGAUUUGAAUGUAAUUUGUAAUUUUCUUCUGGAAAACCCCGAUUAUCCAAAGAGAGAGGACCGGGUGAUGAUCAACCCCAGCAGCAGCCUGCUCGCCAGCCAGGACGAGACGAAGUUGCCCGAGGUAGAUUUUUUUGACUAUUCCAAACUGGCUCCUCUCGACCAGCCCUGCUUCAUCCAAGCUGCUGACCUCCUGAUGGCCGACUUCAAAAUGCUCAGCAGUCAGGACAUCAAGUGGGCCCUGCAUGAGCUCAAAGGACACUAUGCAAUCACCCGAAAGGCCUUUUCUGAUGCCAUUAAAAAAUGGCAGGAGCUAUCUCCAGAAACCAGUGGAAAAAGGAAAAAGAGAAAAGAAAUGAAUCAGUAUUCUUACAUAGAUUUCAAGUUUGAACAAGGCGACAUAAAAAUAGAAAGGAGGAUGUUCUUUCUGGAAAAUAAGCGGCGACACUGCAGGUCCUAUGACCGGCGUGCCCUCCUUCCAGCUGUGCGGCAGGAGCAGGAGUUCUAUGAGCAGAAAGUCAAAGAGAUGGCCGAGCACGAAGACUUCCUGCUUGCGCUGCAGAUGAACGAAGAGCAGUAUCAAAAGGACGGCCAGCUGAUCGAGUGCCGCUGCUGCUACGGGGAGUUUCCGUUCGAGGAGCUGACGCAGUGCGCGGACGCCCACCUGUUCUGCAAGGAGUGUCUCAUCAGAUACGCCCAGGAGGCCGUCUUCGGGUCCGGAAAGUCAGAGCUCAGCUGCAUGGAGGGCAGCUGCACGUGCUCGUUCCCCACCAGCGAGCUGGAGAAGGUGCUUCCCCAGACCGUCCUGUACAAGUACUACGAGCGCAAAGCCGAAGAGGAGGUCGCUGCGGCCUAUGCCGACGAGCUUGUCCGGUGCCCCUCCUGUAGCUUCCCCGCUCUGCUGGACAGCGAUGUGAAGAGGUUCAGCUGCCCCAACCCUCGCUGCCGUAAGGAGACCUGUAGGAAGUGCCAGGGACUCUGGAAAGAGCACAAUGGCCUCACCUGUGAAGAGCUGGCUGAAAAAGAUGACAUCAAGUACCGAACAUCCAUAGAGGAGAAGAUGACGGCCGCGCGCAUCCGGAAGUGCCACAAGUGCGGGACCGGCCUCAUCAAGUCCGAGGGCUGCAACCGCAUGUCCUGCCGCUGCGGGGCCCAGAUGUGCUACCUCUGCCGCGUGUCCAUCAGUGGGUAUGACCACUUCUGCCAGCACCCCCGCUCUCCAGGGGCCCCCUGCCAGGAGUGUUCGCGCUGUUCUCUCUGGACCGACCCCACGGAAGAUGACGAGAAGCUGAUUGAGGACAUCCAGAAGGAGGCCGAAGAGGAACAGAAAAGGAAGAACGGAGAGAACACCUUCAAGCGCAUCGGGCCCCCCCUGGAGAAGCCCCCGGAGAAAGUGCAGAAGGUGGAAACGCUGCCCAGGCCCGUCCCGCAGAACCUGCACCAGCCGCAGAUCCCCCCCUAUGCCUUCGUGCACCCGCCCUUCCCCCUGCCGCCGGUCCGGCCCGUCUUCAACAACUUCCCCCUCAACAUGGGCCCCAUCCCAGCACCCUACGUGCCUCCUCUGCCCAACAUCCGGGUCAACUACGAGUUCGCCCCCGUCCACCUGCCCCUAGAGCACAACCUGCCCAUGCACUUUGGCCCCCAGCCGCGCCAUCGCUUCUGACGCCUGAGCCGUGCCCUUACCGGAGCGCUGUCCCACCCCUAAUAAAGCUGAAGUGACGAACGGU